UUCCUUUUCAUAACCCAAAAUCUGGCCAAUUGAUGUUGGCAUAAAAGUUGGUGUAUAGGAUUAAAUAAUCCUUAGCCUUUUUGUAUGAGAAAAUAUAUAUUUGCACAAAAUCCGGAUUAAGAAUGAGAUUGUUUAUUAUGCUGCAGUUUACAUUGAGCACUGUGUAAUCAACUUGUAAAUUCAUAUAUACAUAGAAAAGACACACCAACAAUGUAUUUCCAAGAUAUCAAAUAAAAAAACUCUACUUAUUUAGUCUAAAGUAGAAAACAUAGUUCCAACACAAAAUUGUUUAUUCUCAAGUCUUCAAGACAUGUUCAUCAUUGAAUCUUAUUACAAAAUUUAUAUCAGAUAAGGGCUUGAAGUUUGGCAUCAACUACUUGUGUGAAGUGUUCCAUAGAUACUUACCAUGGGAUGCAUUUCAUCAAAACUUAUUAUAGCAAGAUCAAUCAGUUACCAUGAAGAGAGAAAUCAAAGAUCAAAAGCUAAUAGUAUUCCUUUGCUUGAAGAAUUAAUCAUUUCAACUAGUGGUAGUGACCAAUAUCUUGCUGCUCUUGUCUGCACAGCAAAUAAGCUAUCCAAUAAAUUGCAUUCUAAGAGCUUAAGUUCUAACACAACUUCAAAACUAGCUAUUGAGCCUGAAAGUUCUGAAGUUAUUGAUGAAAAUUUGGAACAUUCGACAAUAUUAGAAGCGAAACUAUUUGAGAGUGAUCAGAAGAACAGGUCCAAAAGUUGGCAUUUUCCUGAGCAUAUUGCAUACUCUCUUAGUCAAGAGAGUUCAUCUUCUUCUGAAGAUAAAGAUGAUUUGAGAUCCAAGAGUGAUUUAGGUAGUAGAAGUUUUCACACAGUUGAGGAAUAUGAUGAUAUUGUUAACAGAAUUUGGUUAAGCAAGUCACAAAUAGUUCAGCGAAGUGAUUAUAAUGAUGAUGACAACGACGAUGACUCAGCAAUGAUGACGACGAUGACUCAGGUAUCUGAAUGUACAUCUAAUGCUACUCAUCAUACUCAGAAUAAAGAUUCUACCAUCAAGAAAAUGCAACCAUUAUGCUUAAACAAGAAUGAGAAAGUGAUUCAAAGUCAUAAAACAAAAGUUCUUGAGAAGGGAAAUAAGAGAAAGGAUAUAGCAAAGAGACUAGAAUCCCUUAUAAUUCCAUCCAAUGUUGAAUCUCCUGCAAUUGCUACUCUUAGAAAAUGGCUUCCUGCAGAUGGAAUAUACUCUCCUAGUUCCUACGUCACACCAAAAUUUGGAAGCUAUUCAUCAACAAACAUUAGAAAUGAAAAUGAAGAUGAAGCAAGUGAAGAUUCAAUAUUUAGUCAAGAGUUAGUAUCUGCUUUUGAACAGUGUAUGCAAAAGCUUGAAGCAGAAGAAGAAAAUAUUCUUAAACAAAUUUUAGAGAAUGUGGAAGAAGAAAUUGAUGAAGGAAUGAAGAAUUAAGAACACUCACUACUACAUGGAAUGUAGUGACUCUAGUUUGAGCUUUGAAACCAACCUAUUACUAAAGUCCCACAUCGGGAAUUUAUAAACAAUAGAGAGGUGGGUUCAUCUAUAAAUAUCAGCGGUGGUGUUGCAAUUGUUUUUUAAGC
This is a messenger RNA of Trifolium pratense (red clover), 1581 nucleotides long. RefSeq lists its product as uncharacterized. The record is from RefSeq and is a predicted model, not a curated record. NCBI's taxonomy places the organism in Eukaryota, Viridiplantae, Streptophyta, Magnoliopsida, Fabales, Fabaceae. Bases 407 to 1432 code for a protein of 341 amino acids. The transcript has 5 exons.